Molecule: messenger RNA, 366 nt
Organism: Miscanthus lutarioriparius
Lineage: Eukaryota; Viridiplantae; Streptophyta; Magnoliopsida; Poales; Poaceae
Source: the annotation of a GenBank genome assembly
AUGGGUAAGAAGCCCAGGGUCCUCUUGCAGUUAAGCGCCUCCUUCUCGGCCUCCUCCACAUCAUGGCUUUCAGAUUCAUCACCAGCCUCCAAACCUCACCACCUCACCGGCGCUGGCCACCCAUGGGAGACAAGGAUCAUUAUAUCACAGCCUGGAUGUAAUACUGUGCUUUUGUACCUAAUUGGUGCCAACAUGCAGGCACUUCAAUCUCUUACUUAUGGAAUGAAAGGUGGAAGCAAAGCCGUGUCGGCAAUGAUAAGUGCACACUCAGAAAUGGAACCAAUCAAAGAGAUAAAUGUCAUGACAGAAUUUUGGAAGCACUCAACUCAGCUGGACAUGAUGGCAAUAAUAUUGAGACCUUGCUGA